AUGUACGUGAUCGCGUGCGUGCUCGGCGUGGGGCUCCAGGUGACGCUACUUACGCAGGCUCCGUCGAUUUUGGCUCUCAUGGGCGCGGGACCCAAGACUGCCCUCUUCAGGGAAGCCUCGGGGUAUCUGAAGGUCCGAGCGCUAGCGGCUCCGGCGGUGCUGCUGAUCAUGGUGAGCGAGGGGGUGUUCCGCGGGCACGCCGACACGAGGGCCCCCGCCGUGGCGGCGCUGAGCGCGGCGUUCACCAACAUCCUCCUGGACCCGGUGUUCAUGUUCACGCUGUCCAUGGGGGUGGCCGGGGCGGCGGGCGCGACGGCGUUCGCGCAGUACCUGGCGGUGGCGAUCUACGGGGCCAUGCUGUGGAGGGGGGCCAGGGAGGGCAGGAUGGCGGUGCCAUUCUUCGGGGCGAGGGGAAAGCGUCGACGGGAGGGGGGGGGGCAGGCGGCGGCGGCGGCGGCGGCGGCGGGAACAUCAGCGCCCGCGGCGUGGUCGCUCUUGGUGACGGUGAUCUCGGCGAAUGCAGCUAUGCUUCUCAGAACGACAUCGCUUAUGGCUUGCUGGGCUGUGGCCACGGCGGUUGCCACGAGAAUGUCCUCGGCUGCGGUCGGGGCGCAUCAGGUGGCCCUGUCGCUGUGGCUCUUGUUCGCCUUGAUCGCCGAAGCUCCUUCGAUCGCCGCCCAGGUUCUAGGGGCAAGGUACAUAGCUCAGGGUAAGCUGGAGAACGCGCGGUCGAUGGCGCGACGUGUCCUCACCCUUACCCUGGCGUGCAGCGGCUUCCUGGCGACGUCGCUCCUGUGCCUGAGCGGGGUGAUCCCUCGCUGCUUCACCUCCGACCCGGAGGUGCUUAAGAGGCUGCACCAGCUGCUGCCCCUCCUGGCCGUCCAACAGCCGCUGGUCGCCCUCACGCUCGUGGCAGAGGGCCUCCUAGUAGGAGCCGGGCAGUUCCGCUGGCUGGCAACCACCACGGUGGGGUCGAGCGCGGUGGCGGGUGAUGGACCGCAAGCGGGGCCCUUUCUGGGUGGUGCCAGCAUCGCCAACCUCGAAAUCUGAGGCUUGAGAAACGAAAAUUGACCCCCGACACAUGUAAAUAUGUGGAGGAUGUGUCUGUUGGUGUCAUAUUGGUGGUUAUUUUUCUGCGUUGAAUUUUGGCAGUUGUUUAUUGGAAUAUUUUUUAGUCUUGCCUGUUGUCCUUUUCGAGGAGAGUUUGCAGAAGCAGAGGAUGAUGAAGCUUGGAGCCUUGGGUGUUGAGCAUUUUUCGUCCGGACCGGACUUUGGUCCAUUGAAGGGGGAGGUCGGAAAAUUUCGUCUACGGCAUUGUUGGUUUCCGACAAAUAUCAAAAAAGAAGGUGAACCCAGCCACCACGUGGCGCACCAUUUUACUCGUACGUUUUGUCGUCUGUCGUGUGGUACGAAAGGAGUUUGAUUCAAGGGCGAUUGGCAUCUAGCAAUGGUGUCUACUGCUGUUGGUUUGAUUGGCGCGGAGUUUGGCGUGCCGGCGGGAGUUGGGUGGGCAUUGGCUGUCAAAGCGGGCGUUGCGGGCGGCACCAACUGUGGGUAACACACGACAAGCUGUAAACCUGAUCGCUGCACCGAUGCAUGCUUCUGCUCGACCACGCGUAUCGGGUGCAAUUUACGGAGGAAGUGCUCCUGUGUUCAGCCCUGGUUGGUGUUGACUCUCGCUGGCAACAGACCACCAGUUGUACGAGCCACCGUUUUGAAUCGAAUUUUCGUCGAGAGGAGACGAGAAGGGAUGAAACAAGUGUUUCCGGGGUAUCGGCGGUUGGGAGUGGGGCGCCGUCGUUCCGUACCUGGUACGUAGUUUUUCGCACAAGAAAUAGCGAACGCAUCGCUCCUCCACUUCGUUGCCCUUGUCCCUUGGGGGGUUCGCGCUUUUGUGGAAUGUGCUUGUUCCGGGUGUGGCGGCGCCCGUGCUCUGUCGUAGCGAAGACUUGUGUACGUUGUCUGUGUUACGCUACUGUAGGGUUAGGCCUUUACAUCGAACCAAGUGCUCACACACGAGUGUCAAGCACCUCAGCGUUCUCGUUCCGCCUCGUUGUAGUGGUUGUUGUGUACCUGCCUGACUGACGCUGUUGCUUCAGGAGCUUUCAGCCUGCUGGCAGCGCUAUUUUGCGAGCUGACGUCCGUCACAGGAAGUAUACGAUCCUUAGCUGAGAUUGCGGCACGUUGGAAGAGGGUACACCAAAGGUUAAACGUUCACUACAAUAAGGAAACA
Ectocarpus siliculosus is the source of this 2233-nucleotide messenger RNA. Lineage: Eukaryota; Phaeophyceae; Ectocarpales; Ectocarpaceae. The record is from the annotation of a GenBank genome assembly.